CAUAGGUCACAUAAACCCAUAGCUUAAUAGAGAGAGAAAGAGGAAGAGAGAGAAUCUACGAAAUGGUGUGGUGCCAGCUAUGAAAUUGAAGGAUCGAAGCUUUCUCAGAGGUCAAAGCUGGCAAUUUAUUUUUUUUAUUUUUUAGGUCUUUGUUCUCUCCACCACCUUCCCCUUAUUUACACUUAGAAUUUGUUUUUCAGAUUUUAAAUAGCCUACAUUUUCCUCUCCUCUCUCUCUCUCUCUCUCUCUCUCUCUCUCUCUCUUUCUCUUCCCCCUCCGUUUUCCCUCUCUCUCCUAUUCUUUUCUCCUAUAUAUCUUCUACUUCCUUUUUUCUUUUCUUUUUUGUUGUUAUUAUUAUUUUGAGCAGAGGAAAAAAUGCCAAUGCUUUGAUGGUAAAUGCUUGAUUCCUCUGCAACUUCAAAGACGUUUUAUCAACAAAAACCCCAACAAUAAUGGCUGUAACUUCUCCUUGCCUAUCUGCUAAUGAAAAGAAGCACUGGUGGCUUAGCAACAGAAAGAUUGUUGAUAAGCAUAUUAAAGAUGCUCGGGGACUCAUUGCGACCCACGAACAGAACGACAUCGUUUUGGCUCUCGGCCUAUUGGACGCGGCUCUAGCCCUCUCGCCGCGCCUCGAACAAGCUUUGGAACUGAAAGCCAGGUCUUUGCUUUAUCUCCGGCGGUUCAAGGAGGUUGCGGAUAUGCUUCAAGACUACAUUCCCAGCCUCAAAAUGGCCAACGACGACUCGGGCUCUGACGUUUCGUCUCAGCAGCUAUCGAGGGAGCGAGUCAAGCUUCUCUCCUCCGGCAACUCGUCCUCUGACUCAGCCGAUCCUGAUCCUUCUUUUAAAUGUUUCUCCGUUUCGGAUUUGAAAAAGAAAGUGAUGGCAGGACUGUGUAAAAAUUGCGAGAAAGAGGGGCAAUGGAGAUACUUGGUUCUGGGUCAAGCUUGUUGCCAUCUAGGCCUAUUGGAGGAUGCCAUGGCUCUUCUCCAGACCGGAAAACGUCUCGCCACAGCCGCAUUCCGGCGAGAAAGCAUAUGCUGGUCCGACGACAGCUUUUCACUCUCAAGUUUUCCCAUCUCCGGCGAAAUCUCAACCGCAAACCCGCCAGCCACUCCUCCUAGGUCCCUUACCGAAUCCGAGACCGUAACGCAACUUCUCGGUCACAUCAAGCUCCUCGUUCGCCGCCGCACAGCCGCCGUCGCGGCCCUCGACGCCUGUCUAUACUCCGAAGCCAUCCGCCAUUUCAGCAAGAUCGUCGACGGCCGGCGUGGCGCCCCACAGGGCUUCCUCGCAGAAUGCUAUAUGCACCGCGCCUCCGCUUACCGAUCCGCGGGCCGGAUCGCGGAGUCCAUUGCCGAUUGUAAUCGGACACUUGCGCUCGACCCGACCUGCAUUCAAGCUCUCGACACUAGAGCUUCUCUUCUCGAAACCAUCAGAUGCUUGCCGGAUUGUUUGCAUGAUUUAGAGCACCUGAAACUUCUCUACAACUCCAUAUUGCGGGACCGGAAGCUUCCAGGCCCGGCAUGGAAGCGACACAACGUCACAUACAGAGAGAUUCCGGGGAAGCUCUGUGCUCUGACAACCAAAAUCCAACAGCUGAAACAGAGAGUUGCUUCAGGAGAAACUUCGAAUGUGGAUUACUACGCUUUGAUUGGAUUACGACGAGGCUGUUCGAGGUCGGAGUUGGAGAGAGCUCAUCUUUUGCUCUGUUUGCGUCAUAAGCCUGAUAAAGCCACGAAUUUCAUCGAAAGGUGCGAGCUUUCCGAUGAUCGCGAUCUCGAUUCGAUCAGAGACAGAGCAAAGAUGUCUUCUUUAUUGCUCUACAGAUUGCUUCAGAAGGGAUAUUCAAGCGUCAUGUCGACGAUCAUGGAUGAAGAGGCUGCAGAGAAACACAGGAAGAAAGCCUCCGCUGCGUUGCAAGCGGCCCAGGCAACAAUUCAAGCCCAAGAAAAAGAACAACCCAAAAUGGAGGCGGAAACAAAUUCUGAUAUUCCUAAUACGACACCGUGUUCUGGAAAUUCAAAUUCGUCGGUUUUCCAAGGAGUGUUUUGCCGGGACCUUGCAGUGGUUGGGAAUUUGCUUUCUCAGGCUGGGUUUAACCGUCCACUCCCGGUCAAGUACGAGGCAUUGAGCUGCUAGAAAAGAUUGUGAUUAAUUUCACAAUUAAAAAAAAUUUGGAGCUUUUUUUUAAUUUUUACCGGCAAGAAAUUAAGUUAAAAUCACCAUUAGCUGUCAUUAUUAUCCCAUCUUUGUACAAAAAAAGGAAAAUUAUUAUGUUUAAAUCCUUGCCGGGAAAUUUUGUCACCUUAUUUUCUAAAUAUGCUUAAUAUCUACUACAUGUACAGAAUUUUUAAGUACCGAAUUUUUCUACUUUUGGGUUUUUGCUUUUUAGCUUAUAACUUUUUGUUGCCACCAGAUUUUUUUUUU
This is a messenger RNA of Ziziphus jujuba (common jujube), 2429 nucleotides long. RefSeq lists its product as uncharacterized. The transcript has 3 exons. NCBI's taxonomy places the organism in Eukaryota, Viridiplantae, Streptophyta, Magnoliopsida, Rosales, Rhamnaceae. Bases 453 to 2141 code for a protein of 562 amino acids. The record is from RefSeq and is a predicted model, not a curated record. Gene Ontology annotation, molecular function: protein binding.